Apaloderma vittatum (bar-tailed trogon) is the source of this 2119-nucleotide messenger RNA. Its product is annotated as KIAA0825 ortholog. The transcript is spliced from 10 exons. The record is from RefSeq and is a predicted model, not a curated record. Lineage: Eukaryota; Metazoa; Chordata; Aves; Trogoniformes; Trogonidae. The annotation marks the transcript as partial.
CAUAGAACAGUGCCUUAAAGACCUGCAGUCUGAAGUAAAUGAAAUAUGUACUGAUGAAAUACUGCAAAGCACAACUGACUGUCUUCAGUGGCUAAACAACUGCAAUUUUAGUUCUCUCAAAUCCUCUUCUACACACCAUGGAGAGCUGAUAGAGUUCCUUAGGACCCUGCAAAGCUUGCUGAAGAACGAGCAAAAUCAAGAAGAAAUGAUACUUCACUUCCUUUUGGAUCUCUCUAGUCAGUGUGGUGUCUCAUUUCCCUGUACUCCAAGUGGGACGUCUUUUGAAUUAACAUCCUCCCUUCAUGCCAUUGAGGAUGAUUCAUCUAUGGAUGUGAAAUCUCUCUGGGAUGAUGUGAGAUUGCAUCUUCGUCGAUUCUUAGUGAAUAGACUGCAAAGUCAAGAAGAAACAAAUACUAAUGCUUUACAACAGCAAAUGGAGUUCAAAACGCAGUGCAUACAGCAACUUUUAUUCCUUUAUCCUGAAUCAGAUGUUUUAACAAAGUAUCAAAAUAUGCAGAAUAAACUGGUCAGUGACCUUCUACAGAACUGUGUUUUGUCUAGUAGUGGUGAAACGAGUUUUGAUAAGGUAGUUCAUGGUUACCAAAGUUCUGUACCCACAUUGUCCACAAUGAUAAAAGAGGAUUUGUAUAUACUAACUGGAACUAUUGAUCUUUCAUCAUCAUUGAAGUUUAUUAAUGAAACUUAUCUGGAUACCAUCACUGAAGAAAUGACAGUUCUUCUUGAAAGACUUUGUGAGCUGCAAUUCAAAGAAAAUGCUCUACAUAUAGUUAAGGCAAACAAGAUUUCAAAGAAGCAUAGAGGAACAGUUCAUGCUGCGGCCUCCCAAGAAUACCAUAAAAAAGGAAGAAACUUCUGCUUAACGUUGUAUCAACUCAAAUGUCUUUCUCAACUUAUCAAACUCUUUUUAUUACUGGAAGAAAAAAUCGAAGAGCUGUCUGCAGAAAUUCUAUUGGUGCCCUCAUUUACGGAGAGGACAAGUGGAGUUCUGAAGAGAGCUAGUGGGGAGCUUUUAAUAGGAGAAACUAGAGCAAAUGAAAUCAGUGUGCUUCCUGAACAGUUACUUCAGGUAGAAGAGCCUGUUUUGUUGAAUUUUGGCUGGAGAAACGCGUUUAAAGACCUGUCUUCUUCUGUGGCUCAUUGUAUAACAAUAGCAAUUGAGGAUUUUUCAACAAAAAUUCUUCAACAUGAGCAGAAGGAAGAGUUUUCAGCUGCAGGCUACGCAAUGAGUCUUGUAAACAACCAGCAAAUGAAGGAGUCCUGCAGAGCAGUCCAACAGGAGGAGCAACCAAAACGAAUUGCUAAGUUUUGUUCUGACAUCAUGGAAGAACUUGACACAUUGCUUCCAUUGGCUCUGGCAUGCAGAGAUGAUUCUCUUCAGGAAAUUAGAGCAAACUUUGUAGAGGCCUGCAGCAAAGUGGCAACAGCUGUCCUGGCAAGACUGGAGGAGAAAAGCAAAGACGUUCCCUCCAAGGCUCCCCUGCAAGACUUGUAUGCUGCCCUUUCCACAGCCAUAUACGUCUUUCAGCAUUUUACAAUGUAUAGCAAUUUAAUGAGAGAAACGAGCAAAAAGCCCCUGUUCCAACUGACUGUCCAACAAUAUCAGGAAUUCAUCAGCGUUCUCCAGUUUCAAGUUACGAACUACUGCGUCAGAGUUUGUGCUACAAGCAUUUUACAGGAUGCUGAGAGCCACCACUGGGAUGACUACAAAGCUUUUUAUGAGGGGGAAAGAUGCUCAUUCUCAGUCCAGAUGUGGCAUUACUUCUGCUGUGGUCUUCAUCAUGAUCUAUGGACUAUUCUCCCACCAAAGACAGCCCAGGAGAUCCUUACAGAUGUUCUAGAGCAAUUUUUGGCUGUGCUGUCCUCCAGAUAUUGUCAGGCCUGCCCCAGUUACAAGAGAACACCACAGAUCAGUAUUGAUAUUGCAGCAAUAUUGAUGUCCACUGAAGAUCUGCUCUGGUCAGUUUGCAGCUCUGUACAAGAGUUCCUGAAUCCACAUGAGGACAGAAAUCUAAAGAUCUAUAAAAUACAUAGCCACUGUAACAGCCUGCUCUCUGUAGUGGCUAUUUUGACUUCACCACUGAAGAAUUUAUAUGAGUGA